This is a messenger RNA of Zea mays, 2589 nucleotides long. Its product is annotated as histone-lysine N-methyltransferase ATXR3. The record is from RefSeq and is a predicted model, not a curated record. The transcript is spliced from 7 exons. NCBI's taxonomy places the organism in Eukaryota, Viridiplantae, Streptophyta, Magnoliopsida, Poales, Poaceae. Bases 1847 to 2455 code for a protein of 202 amino acids.
AGAUGAAGCCGUUCUCUUUCCAGUGCCAAUUUUCUGACCAAAUCAGUAAUAAUUUUAGUUUUCACACCAAUGUCCUUGGCAGUGGACACCUUCGCAUGGUUGGCUUCAUGUAACGAGUUCUCUAGACUUUCUACUCGACCUCUUAGAAAUGCUAGCUCUUCACUAAGUUCUAAAUUUGUGCCUGUUAACAGUGUGCAUUUUGACUCAGCACACUCAGCUCUGGUUUCAGUUUUUGAAACUUUACCCUUCAGAUCUUCAAUAAUAUGUUCCAUAUCAGACAUCGUACAUUUCAGCAUACCUUGCUGUUCAACAAUGGCAUCAACCGCUGCCUUUCCAUGCUCUAAUUGGGUAUUUGACUCUGUAAGUUUCUUCUCCAAAAGACUGGCCUUAUCUGACUUCUCGCUUUUAAGGGCAUUUAGUUCCCCAUUAAACUCUAUAUUAGGUACAGUUAGCUCCAUACACCUUAUUUCUGCAUUUUGCGCUUUGCUUUCUGCUCGUGAGACAUCAUCUUUGAUAUUCUUAAUUGUGUUUUCCAAUGUGCUCAGCUCAGAUUGCAAUGCAUUUUGCUCCUCCUGCUUUGUUGUAGUAGUCAGUCGUGAUGAACCAGUAGUUUUUUCUUCUCUUCACUUGUACAACUGAUGCUUUCAAAAACAAGGCAAAGUUCUUUUGUGCUACUUAAACGAACAAUUCUGAAUGUGGGAUGCCAAAGAACUGAAUGUUGUGACCAACCGAAUGGAUCGAGACAUGCAUGAAAUAUUUUUGGUAUGCUUGGCUGGCAGUCAAAGGGGUGCUCAACUGUCUUUGUGGUCAAGCUUCUGAUGCUUAGCCUAUAUGUUUAGUUAAUUGUACAUCAUGGUAUUUAGUGAUUGAACUAAUUCGCGUAGUGUCUAGCUGCCUAUCCACACCAGCACAAAUAUAGUAUUAACACUCCUUGGUAUCGAUUGACUUAGAGGACUACCAUAAGAUAUACCAGCAAUAUAAAAAAUAAACCAAGGACGUAAUCGUGUUUCUUCGCUGAUCAGGGUGGAACCCAGUUGAUGCGUGGAAUCUACUGCCAUACACAUGGGUUUUGAAUUAGUAAAUGCGAUUAGCUAAAAGUUGAUUUUAGAUUGUAAUCAAUAUUUGGUAUAUUUAUCAUGACCAUUGAGCUUCGCUAUUGUCUAUUUGACUCUUGUACCAACACAAUUGGCGUUGAGCUUGGCCUGGUUUAAUGUUGCUUUGAUAUUCAUAUGUACUUGACAGGACUGGAGUCUAAAAUAGUUGUAUGUAGAAUAGGUGUGGGGGUAUUGCCAAAUAUGCAAAAAAAAUAUCACACUUAGCAAUCCACUUUAGCAGGAUGACUAUGAAUUUGUUAGGAAAGUUGGGAGAGGAAAAUACAUUUUCCUAUCGCGACACCAACUUCCUUAACAACCCCACCUGGUCAAUAUCUCCAUGAAUGUUUGCAUCCACUUUAGAUUUUGGAUUUGAUCAAGUUCCUAAAGGUAUUCAUUGCAACUUUGGUGUAUCACUUUCAGUUUACUAAUGGUUAUGCCUAGCAUUGUUUGGUAAGUUGCUGGCGGUGGCCGCUGCCGGUGAAGUUUAAGCAGGCGAUGCAGGGUAGAAGGCGAAGUCCCUCAAGAGAUUCCACUACCACAAAGCAAGCUGAUUAUGUACCUGACACAUUGCACACGGAGCAAAUGACAGAGCAAGCUGGGCUCAAUUGUUCUGGACAUUCAGAUAUCCUGGUAAACUCUACGUAUUUUUUAAUGCACCACUGCUAGAAAUUUCUAGCACAAAUUUUGAAAGGGAUGCUUGCUUGCAUCCUUGCCGGACAAGUCUGCAUGGAACACAAACAAACAGGCCUGAAAUGCACAUGGGCAGAGACACAAAUGCAAGCCGAUUUCUUCACUGUGAUGGCUCAAGUGAUCAAAGCCGAUUUUCAAUGCAGUUGCAUCUGAAUGCAUUGAAUAAGCAAGUUAGGCAUUUCACUGGUUUGGGAAAUACCCCUAUGACUUACAACCUUAGGCCUGUCAUUGAAGAAAUUCAAAGGUCCGCGGAGGAUAGUGGUGACAAACGAAAUUUGAAGAUGUGCUUGGGGAUGCUAAAGUCCAUGAGAAAUCGCUGUGAUCAGAACUUUGUUGCUUAUAGAAAGGGUCUUGGUGUUGUUUGCAACAAAAAAGGUGGAUUCGGUGUAGAUGACUUUGUUGUUGAAUUCUUUGGGGAGGUUUACCCUUCUUGGAGAUGGUACGAAAAGCAAGAUGGUAUUAAACAUAUACAAAACAACAGUGAAGAUCAAGCUCCUGAGUUUUACAACAUUAUGUUAGAAAGGCCAAAGGGAGACCGAGAUGGAUAUGACUUGGUUUUUGUUGAUGCUAUGCGGCCAACUACGCGAGUAGAAUCUGUCACUCCUGCAACCCUAACUGCGAAGCAAAGUAAGAUCCUUUUAAGGUUCAGGUUCCAACCUUGUGAAUGUUAACUGUUUCAUUGCUUCUGUGGUUAUGUAAUAUCAUUCUUUGAUUAUUGGUCAGAAUUUAUGUGUAUGAUGUGCAUGACGUAUUUUUUUGGAGGGAGUAACCCCCUCUGUGUACUAUGUAUUAAUGAAAUGACACA